GUUCCGGGGUCAGGGCCGUCAUUUCCUUCAAGGAGCUGAGCGCAACGGACUUGUUUUUCCUUCGCUCGGCUCGUAUCUCAGCAUGAAGGAGGUAAAGAGCGAGCGGGAGCGGGGGAGCCGUCGGAGGCACCGCGACGGGGACGUGGUGGCGGCGGCGGUGGUGGUGAAGGUGAAGCAGGAGCGCCUCAGCCCGGAAGCCGCGCCUCCCGCCCACCGCCGCCCAGAUUCCUCCGGGGGUAGCGCGUCCCCGCCAGCCGGCGACCCGGGCCGCCCUGGUCACCGCGGGAACCGAGCCCGAGGAGGUAGCCGGUCCCCAGCCAAAAAGAAAAACAAGUCCUCAGGGAGAAGAAGCAAGUCUCCUCGGAGUAAGAGAAGCCGAAGCCCUCACCACUCAACAGUCAAAGUGAAGCAGGAACGUGAGGAUCAUACCCGGAGAGGACGGGAGGAACGGCAGCACCGGGAAUCAUCAGGCCAGGAACACAGGCGAGCUAGAAACAGUGACCGCGACAGACACCGGGGCCAUUCUCACCAGAGGAGAAGCUCUAAUGAGAGGCCCGGGAGUGGACAGGCUCAGGGACGGGACCGAGAUGUUCAGAAUCUACAGGCUCAGGACAUAGAGCGGGAGUUUUACAACGCCCGAAGACGGGAGAAUCGCCAGAAGAACGAAGUUAGCGCUAGUGGUAAUGAGUCUCAGGGGUCGGUUCCCCGACCUGGGGGUAACAAUAAAGACAAAGAGCCACCCGCUAAAGAAAAGCCAAGCUUUGAACUCUCCGGGGCACUUCUCGAGGACACCAACACCUUCCGGGGUGUUGUCAUUAAGUAUAGUGAGCCCCCAGAAGCACGUAUCCCCAAGAAACGAUGGCGCCUCUACCCCUUUAAAAAUGACGAGGUGCUUCCUGUCAUGUACAUCCAUCGGCAGAGCGCCUAUCUCUUAGGCCGGCACCGCCGCAUAGCGGACAUCCCGAUCGAUCAUCCCUCCUGCUCAAAGCAGCACGCUGUCUUUCAGUAUCGGCUUGUGGAAUAUACCCGUGCUGAUGGGACAGUUGGCCGAAGGGUGAAGCCCUACAUCAUUGACCUUGGCUCAGGCAAUGGAACGUUCUUGAACAACAAGCGCAUUGAGCCACAGAGAUACUAUGAACUAAAGGAAAAGGAUGUACUUAAAUUUGGGUUCAGCAGCAGAGAGUAUGUCCUGCUUCACGAGUCCUCUGACACCUCUGAAGUAGACAGGAAAGAAGAUGAGGAUGAUGAAGAGGAGGAGGAAGUAUCUGACAGCUAGCAAUCUCGGAAGCAGCCCAAACUCUCGAGAGACCUUUUCUUUCUUUAAAGGUUUUGGGAUUGAGUCAGAGAGCACCACGGUGCUCUCUGUUAAUGCCUCUUAUUGCCUUAAGUCUUCGCUCUGUUGCUGACCACCUUAUGUUAUAGCAUAAGAAAACUGACUUCUGUUUGGUUGAACUUUAUUCUGUGGCACAUCAGCCCCUUGCCUGUGGGCAUUUGUUUUCAGAACAGUCUCACCAACACAUCGUGUUGCAGUAGAAGCAUCGUGGCUGUCCUUGGUGCUUUCAGAACUGCUUCCUAGGAAACCACAGACCCUUGGCUCAAGGGGAAUCGUGGCUUGUUCUCGUUGUACAGUUACUUUAUUUAUAUAGGUGUUAAGCUUUGUGGACUGGGUUUGUUUUUGUUUUUUUGUUUUUGGGGCAAACCCCAAUACAGAGAAUCUUACUAAGCUUUGGUUGUCACCAAAACAGCCUCCAUUAUAUACCAAAGCUUUAACCUGGUUGAGCUCUUGAGUCACAGAAGUUGAUUUUGCACUUCAUUUUUGGGGGGUGGGAACUUACCACAUGACCUCAUUAUUAACUGUUGGACUUAAACAGAUGCUUUAUGGGACGAGCUGAAGCUGCGACUGGGCAGGAGGAUCCUGGCUCCUGCCAGUGGAUGCUGAUCUAACGUCGAGAGGUUGAAAUGGGUCAUGGAUUGGUUUCCUGUGAGAGAAUUCCGAUUUCUCCAUAAAGCAUGUACAUAACCAUUUUGAUCAUCGUAUCUGUUCACUUUUGCAUUUUUAUUCAAAUGUUCUCUCUUUCCUUAUUUGCAAAACAGUGUCGUUCAUGUAGCACGGUCCUUGCUUUAUUCUAACAACGUAUGUAUAUGUGUAAAGGAGGUUGUAUAGUUGACGCGUUUCAUCUUUUUAGAAAAUGUUCAGAGAGGUUGUAUUUACUUUCCCAAGGCCGAGAAGCAAGGGAGUUGCCCUGUUUCCUAAUUUUCCACAGAGGAAUAUGUGUAAGUAGCAGAGUCGUAACUACUUACAUACACUGUGUGUGUGUGGUGUGUGUGUGGGUGUGUGUGUGUGUGUAUACAUAAAAGUGUGAGUGAAAGAGCUGCAUACUGAUUUUCAUAUGAGAAUGUUUUGUGAUGUAAAUGUGAUACUACAUUAUAGGCGAAGGCCUCCCUGCAUUUGAAUAGCAGGUUUUCAUUUAUAUGUAUUUUUGGGAUAAAAAAAUAAUAAAAUUUGUAAAUAUAGCCCCAUUUCAAAGGGUUUUUCUUUCUUGGCAGAAGGACCUUGUGUUUAUAAGUCUGUGUGUAGCCACAGUCAUCUUUGCGUCAGGACUUUGGAGGUAAAAAGUAGUUUACUAGUUUACCUAGUAAAUUCCUAGUAGUUGCAGAGGGUGUGCUGUGGUAAGACCAGGAAAUAGUGAAGUUGGGGCCAGCAGCAGCUCUGGAAGCCAGACCCUCACACGUCAGCAAGUGAUUCCUGGUCCCGUGGCAGUAGCAGUGUUUUCUGAGUUGGCAGCAAAGGGGUUUUCCUAGUCUGUUGGGGCAGGUUCUACAUAGCAGGGCUUGUACCAGUGAUUCCCUGUCCCUGCUGUGUUGCUUGCGGGGUGGCGGGUGGGGAGGGGGUAAUGCUGCUCAGUGCUGCAGUCCUCUGUUAGCUCCUCUUGGAAACUUGUGAUGCUGUGAGAUGGUCUUUCUCCCACCUACCAAGGGUAGGUCUCACCUACCCAUGUGGACUCAGGACUAAGUGCUGACUAGUGUGGGGAGCGGCAGCUGACUAGCGUUUAUGCCAAAGAAAGGAAAAGGUCCCCUUAAAGAGUGAAUACUUAAUGAGGUCAGUUAGACAUAGGGAAGCUCUAAUGUCAAGAGAGCAGUUAGCAUCCCCGCCCCCAUGUGCUCCACAGUGGGCACUGUGACUGGUAUUUUCCUAUCUGCCAUAGAGCCUCUAUAGCAUCUGUGUCUGUCUGAAAGGUUUUGCUUUGACGGAUCCCAGCUGAUGGAUUUCUCUUGUUGGAAUCAGGUGCUAAUUUGGCCUCCAGGGCCUCCUGUUCAGUUUGUGCUCCUACUAUUGCUUUCAGGUAGCCUCCAGCUUUGCUGCAAACACCAUCCUGUUGGGCAGCACACUAGGUGUGACCACUUGCCUCCAUUCUUCAGUAAAAGGUCCCAAUUGUGAAGUAAACUUGCUUUAGUGGAGGAAUAGCUUCUUGCAUUAAAAGAUUCAUGCCAAACAUCUGGGAAGGUGCCCCCCCUCACCCUCCUCCAAUAUGCUGACAUGCUUUUUUUUUUUUUUUUU
Messenger RNA from Mustela erminea (ermine), 3559 nucleotides. It is a transcript of the gene SNIP1, whose product is annotated as Smad nuclear interacting protein 1. The coding region runs from base 83 to 1276 and encodes 397 amino acids. NCBI's taxonomy places the organism in Eukaryota, Metazoa, Chordata, Mammalia, Carnivora, Mustelidae. The record is from RefSeq and is a predicted model, not a curated record. Gene Ontology annotation, cellular component: nucleus. Gene Ontology annotation, molecular function: protein binding; mRNA binding. Gene Ontology annotation, biological process: miRNA processing. The transcript is spliced from 4 exons.